This is a messenger RNA of Lactuca virosa, 1043 nucleotides long. NCBI's taxonomy places the organism in Eukaryota, Viridiplantae, Streptophyta, Magnoliopsida, Asterales, Asteraceae. The record is from the annotation of a GenBank genome assembly.
GAAGUCGUGGAUAAAUCCACUUUGAAUGGUGGUCUUACUGCUACACUCUCCCAAUCGCCGUCGUUGAUAGUUUCGUCGUCGACAUGUUUACCGGCUUCAACGAACUCAUCGGCUUAAACUUCGCCCUUCAGAAACCCUCACCAUCUACCGGAGCAAUUUGGUACGCCGCCGGUCCUGUAGUUGUACUCAUGUUCGCCUCUCUUGUCUACUCAAUUUCAUCCAAAAAUAGGAAGGAAUUGAACAUCGGAAAGUUAAAGUAUGAUGAUGUUACAGCGGAGAUUGCAGACGCGGCUAGAGGCUCGUUUCAGAGAUCUGAUGACGACGAACUUUCGUGGAAAUCUGCAAGCGAUGUACUUUUCCAAGAAGACAACGAUGACAUCAUACCAGAACCUGAUUCAAAAUUCGCAGAAGAAUUACAAAUCCAAGAAGCUUUAUUAGCAUCAACCUCAUCACGCAAAACAAGAUCUACCCUAAGUUCAUUAUUAAAGAACACAGAAUUCAAAGAAAUCAUCUGCAAAAUCUGCUUAGAGAAUCAAGAAUCAUGGCAAAUGUUCACAAACUCAACAUGCUCUCAUUCCUUCUGUUACACCUGCACAAGAAAACACGCAACAACAAAGAUACACGAAUCCAAGAACACAAUCACAUGCCCAGAACUAAACUGCAAAUCCACAUUAGAUCCCAACACCUUGAGACAAAUCAUCCCAAAAGAAACCCUAAUCAAAUGGGAUGAACACCUCUGUGAAUCCAUGAUUCUUGAAUCCCAAAAGCUAUACUGCCCUUUUGCUGACUGUUCUGUUUUGCUAAUAAACGAUGACAUCAGCAUUACAAAUAUUGAUUGUCCGGUUUGCAGGCGCGCGUUUUGUGCAGUGUGUAGGGUUCCUUGGCAUUCUGAGUUUAGUUGUAAGGAGUUUGGGAAACUUAAGAAUGUGAGUAUGAGUUUUGUUAUAAUUGUGGGGGAAAGUGGAGUUCGAGUCAUGGUGGAUGCAAAUCAAGAUCUUGAUUUUGAAGGAAGGAAGAUAGAAGUUAGUGUGGAUAUGGUUUAG